Molecule: messenger RNA, 1063 nt
Organism: Ananas comosus (pineapple)
Lineage: Eukaryota; Viridiplantae; Streptophyta; Magnoliopsida; Poales; Bromeliaceae
Product: putative TrmH family tRNA/rRNA methyltransferase
Exons: 4
Coding region: 18-989 (323 amino acids)
Biological process (GO): RNA processing
Molecular function (GO): RNA methyltransferase activity; RNA binding
Source: RefSeq, a predicted model, not a curated record
AUAAUUUUGUUGGGCUGAUGGCGGCGGUGAUGUGCUCUCCGUUCGCCGCCGCCGCGCGCCGCGCGCCGUCGCAGCGGCGGCGGCGGGAGGGAGCCGCAGUUUUCGUUUGGUGGGGGGAAGGAGGAGAGGAGGAUAACGAGCGUGUCGAACCCGCUGGUGAAGCACUGUGUGAGGCUCCGCCUCAGCUCCUCCUACCGCCGCUCCUCCCCGUCCUUCUCCUCGUCGGCCUCACCCCCAUCUUGGAGAUACUCAGAUUCUGGAAAUUGAAGGACCGUGAGUCCUCUAUAGUGGAUUGUUUGUUUCUGUUAGAUGGUGGCGAGGCUUCUGGAGGACUCGAUGAUUAUUCAAAUUCUGUUGUGUACACAAAUCCUACUGUUAUGAAGAAACUUUCUGGAAUGCAAUCUGUUGACUCGACUGAAGCAAUUGCUGUUAUGAAGAUGCCUAAGAGCUUCUAUGACCUCGAAAGUGAUCGAGAAGAAAUGGCCUUUCUUAGCUCGUUCAAUUCUCCUUAUCGUAUCUUAGUCCUCGAUGGAAUUCAGGACCCUGGCAAUCUUGGCACAUUGAUACGAACAGCUUGUGCUUUCAAUUGGGAUGGCAUCUAUCUUCUUCCUGGUUGCUGUGAUCCUUUUAAUGAGAAAGCUCUUCGAGCAGCUCGUGGAGCCUCUUUUCAGCUCCCUAUUGUCUCUGGCAACUGGUCUCAUCUAAUGACUUUAAAAACCGAAUUUGAUAUGAAGAUGUUGGCAGGUCAUCCGGAAAAUAAUGAUGAUGGUUCUAAGAGUAUUUCCCUGCUAUCUCAAGAACUAGCAGAUACAUUUGCCGGUAAGCCUCUGUGCUUGGUUUUAGGCAGUGAGGGCAACGGCCUGUCCAAAGAAACCUUAGAAAACUGUGAUCUAGUCAGCAUUCCUAUGGAAGGUAUGUUCGAAUCGCUUAAUGUUUCAGUUGCCGGUGGCAUCUUCUUGUUUAUGUUACGGCCUGUACAUGAAAGAUAGUACAUUUAAUGAGUUUUGAAUUUCUCUUUCCAUAUCUUAAUUUGUUUAUAAAGGCCUACUGAUUAUAUGUUCUA